Orbicella faveolata is the source of this 2551-nucleotide messenger RNA. RefSeq lists its product as uncharacterized. The record is from RefSeq and is a predicted model, not a curated record. NCBI's taxonomy places the organism in Eukaryota, Metazoa, Cnidaria, Anthozoa, Scleractinia, Merulinidae.
AAUCGCUAACAUUUUGACAGAAAAGUUACGAAGAAAGAAGAAAGACUUUUUCAAAAUUCCGAUGAUCAAGAAAACCUGAACCUGCGAUUUACAACAAGGGAUCCAUAAUGUACUGGAGCCAUGUAUGGAUCAUGUCAACUGUUUUGUGCUUAGCUUUUUACACCACUACAGUGGUCAACGCAGAGUGGUCAUCAGAUUUGUCCAAAAAAGAUGAUCUACUGGGUCUUAAUAUCGGCCUUGGUGACGACCUUUUCAGUUCAAGCUACGACAGCAGCAGUUUGCUGAGAGAAAAACUACAACAGGACGAUGCACACCAACGAGGAGCAUUUCCUAUCAUGGAUGCGUUCAAGGAACACACGUUGCUGACUGCUGAUGAUCUCAGAGAAAAAGUCGAGAACAGUUACACAGACAAGGCUGGGAUUCGCCAGGCAGUGGAGGAAGCUUUGACGAAACUCCAUAAGAAGAAAGAACAAGAACAUGCACAAGCAGAUCAGGCGCAUGCGCCGAGCAAACCUCAUAUGGUCACAGCUAAGGAAUUGAUUGAUGAGGUUGUAAAACAGGAGAUAGCAAGCCACAUAGAUCACGCCGCUGCCAGCCCUGGUAGCCCUAUAGGUGUUCCAGACAGCGAUGACUUGAAAAGUCAACUGCACCAAAAACUCGAAGAAAUCACUAAGAUUGAGACGAAGUUAUUCUCUCUUAUUCGCGAUGUGAAGGGGUUUUUGCUGACAAAGAAAGCCGAGCAAGGCACCGACAAAAGUGAUUCAGCGAGCCUGAAUGGAGACAGUGACAUCGACAACCUGUCGGUUGACAGUCUAAUUUCUAAACGGAGCGAGAUUCCUUUUAACAUCAACAGAUUUCGCGAUAACGUGACUCUAGUAGAAAACUUCAUUCGUGAUGCUCUCAAAGACGACUUCACAAUCGAUGAAAGUGAAUUCAGUGAGAGCGACAAUGACAAUGAGGACAAAAAGGUUGCAAAACAGGGAGACACGAGGGACUUGCUGGGCAAAGAAGAUACAGAAAAGGCUUUGCUUAAAGAAGCAAUCCCUGGGGAAAUUGAGGAUAUACCCGUGUCUAGCUUAGAGCGAGAAAUUGACGAGAAUGACUCGGUUGCCAGCGAUCACGGGAUUACCCGUGAUGCUUUGGUGGAUUCACCAUUCUCGGACUUGGACUACAAGAAAGUUACUGGGAAGAGAUCCAGGCAUUUCGUAUCUUAGAGAAAACACACUAGAACCAACCCUUUCAUCUUGACUAUGCACCCUUCGUUAGUGGUUUUACUUGCCACAAUACUAAACAAAAGAAAUUAAACCUUACAGUGCGCGAUUUCGAAGGAUUGUAUAUACCAUUUCGAUGCCAAAUGGUGUAGACUCAUCGAUUGGUUGCUUACUAAAAAUAUCUGAAGAGACAAAAACUGUCACUAUCUCAUGCAUUUGUAAUAAGUACGUGUUUGACUAUCCUGUUUCUCCUGAGAAAUUUGUGAUAACUCCAUUUGUUAUAUGCCUAACUCCGUGUGCGGGAGAGAUGAACCGAAUCCUUCGCUGUGAAACUUUUUCAGUCAAGAUGCCUGGAUAUUGGCCUCGUUCUUGUUUUGCGUGUUUAUGGACCGAGACGGAACACGCAUAGAAAAAACUUGGUCAAUAUCCAGCCAUCUUGACCUUAUGCUUGGUCAAUAACCCAUGUAUACGAGUGUAAGGGGAAUAAAUAAGUUAUGGAGGCUACAACAGGGUAAAUGGAAUGGAGGGGCUGGUGGGGGUUGUUCAUCCAGUGCGAAAAGCUUUGAAAUAGUAUGGCUUUAUUUUUAGUUUGAAUACUACCCCUAUAUAUACCCCUCUAUAGGUAGAGAUCAACUUCAUAAAUAUAAUAUUACCAUGAUAUUUUCAUUAAAUCAACACGAAAGACAGUGUAUUACAUUGCACGUGCCGCAAGUUACUCAAGCGCGAGUGAAGAAAGAUGCUACGUGUACUGUUGAAUAACCUACAAAUGUUAUGAGCAUUUCCAACUCAUUCCUUCUGUUAUUCCAAGUUACAAACAUCUCGAUUAACUCUCAUUUAUAAAAUAUUUCCAUUCUUGUUGUUAAUGAUAAAUAUUACUAUUCGUGUUGUGCCUAAAUAGACAUUAAAUUGUAGUAUCCUCCGUAUCCAAUAAGUAAGAGACCACGAUGUCUAUUUUUAUUUUAUUGCAGCUGUUUGGUCUAUUUUUAUUUUAUUGCAGCUGUUUGGUCUGUUUGUAUUUUAUUGCAGCUUUUUGGUCUGUUUUUAUUUUAUUGCAGCCGUUGGUGCGAAUUUUGAAUUGUUGAUAACAUGCUUGGUUUUGCGUGAGAGAAUUCAGGCCAGAUUCUUCAGUUACUUUUAACAGGGUUCGCAAGGGUCAUCGAAAAAGCUGGAGAGCCGUGGAAUUCAAGAAUUUCGUUUUCCAGGCCUGGAAAGUCAUAAAAUUGAAUUGUUGGUCGUGGAAAGUCAUGGGAAAUAAAAGUUAAGCCUGGUACGUUCAUGCCUGCACAUGUCAUAGACAGAGAAACAAGUAUUUGCAUGGGUAAUGUUAACAAAAAAAAAAA